GCACGCAACCAAAACUUGAUGGGCCCAUGAGAGGAGGGCUGAGAAAUCUUGCAUUUUGUUCUUUGCUUUUUAUACAAAUAGAUCUAUAAAAUAGAUCUAUAUUCAUGGGGAAUGGAAAGUUUGGCGGCCAUUUCUACCCGGGCUUAUACAUUUUCUUUUAUGGACUGUAUCAGGCAACACUGAUCUCCAAGGCCGUGAUAGUCAGUGACUCAUCUGGGUAUGUUACCUACUCUCCUAAGAAUAAAAAGAGAUGUGCCAAGCUGAAAAUAUCUUAUGGAGGCUGGCUGAAGAUAGUGACUGGCUCCCUCUUAGCAUUUUAUGUGGUCUUCUGUCUUGAUGAUGGGAUGGUGUUGAUUAACAAAGGGAUGCCUCCAAGGUUUAUGUACCCCAAGGAGUGGCAGCACCUCACCAUGUUCAUCCUCCUCGCCCUCGAUGGUUGUGCAGACGUCAUAAGCAAGAACGUGCUACGGCAGAGGUGCGUGCUCCUAGAAAGAGGUGCCACUGUGCUGAGCUUCUAUGUGCUCCUGCUGCUGCUGGUGUCUCACGUUAAAGAAUCAUCUGGGGUGGAGCUGCAGGUUCACUCUCUCCUCAUCUUGGUGGUGUUCCUGCUGAUGCUGGUGUUGACGGCAGAGCUCUGGGCUCCUGAAAUGUUUCACCUCAGGAUGAUAGAGACCUUCCUGUUCCUGAUGAUGGGCUCGUGGCUGAUUCAGGCAGCCUUCAUUCUCUUUAGACCAGUCUCUGGCUUCCUGUGGGAGGAUGGUGACAUCAGUGACAUCAUGUUUGUCACCACCUUCUUCUGCUGGCAUGUGAUGAUCAACGCCUUAUGCAUGUUGGGAAUCUAUGGUGUCUCUUCCUUUUGGCACCGUUGUUACAGUCCCAGCUUGAGGCUGAUGGGGUCCAAGGAAGCGCUGUAUCAGGAGAGCUCUUCAGGAACCUUCUACAAGCUGCUGCAGGAGGCAGAGCAGCAGGACAAAGAUAACCAGGCUCCUCUCCUUUCAAAGAUCUCUCCCUGUGACAGGGCCUAGAAACCUGGGUACAUACACUACUCCAUCUUCCUCCUGUGGGCUCCCUUGGGCACUUGUAAUAUACCCUUUGUUCCUUGCUGAAAGUAACGACCCUGGAGGAUGACAGUCCCAACCAUUAUGCCUGUCAUUGACCCUAUAACUGUUGAGGGCAUAAAAGGAUGACCUGGAAAAGUGACAUAGCCUAGUUUAUGCGAGUCAGAAAGAGAGAGCGAGGACAAGGAGUAGUAUUGAGAAGAGUGGGCUACAAGAACUACCCACCAUGGGAAGAUAAUGGCAGGGAACCUCUGAAAAGAGGGGCAGAGGUCCGCAGGGAUUCCAGCACUGAUGGGGCUCUGAGUUAGCCAAGGAAUGUGACAGUGGUGGGUUGACCAACUAAAGUGGAGCUGCUCUGCAGAGACAGCAUGACAUAUAGUACAAUUCACUACUCCAUUUGGAUGGAAUUACAAGAAUCCCACACGUGUAUAAUUUAAUGUGGGUGGAUUAGCAUUGCUUCAAGAACAAAUAAGUGAUUAAUACUUUCAGAUCUCAUUUUAAGUUGGCAUGAACCAAAUUUCAUGAACCCCUACAUACUUCUUAUUCCUGACCUCUAAUCAGACUAAAGCGAAGUGCUUAGUGGUGAUAUAUAUUUCACUAUCUAUACAAUUCACUAUACCUUGCAUGUGAGUCUUUUCCCAAAAACCAAACCUGUUGUCAGCCACAUUUUUACCACAGCUAUUCUAUAGUGUCCUACAUAGAAUAGUAUACUAUUCUAUAACUAGCAUCAAUUUCUCCUAUACUGUUAUGAUCACAAUGGACUCUUCCUCCAAGUUCUCAUACUCCCUUGAUCUGGGUCCCCGUAGCGCCUCUCCUACGUCCGUGUCACAUGCGGCAGACACAUCCUUCCUUGUCUUUCUCUUGGGAAGGUUUUGUUUCAUCACCUAAAAUGUAACCCCUUACAAGUUAAUAACAUAGUGUAGUUUAUUGUUACCUAAUUUCUUUUUUUUUAAUAAUUUAUUUAUUGAUUAUAAUUAAGUACACUGUAGCUGUCUUCAGACACCAGAAGAGGGCAUCAGAUCUCAUUACAGAUGGUUGUGAGCCACCAUGUGGUUGCUGGGAUUUGAACUCUGGACCUUAGGAAGAGCAGUCGGGUGCUCUUACCCACUGAGCCAUCUCACCAGCCCCUAUUGUUACCUAAUUUCUUUUGCAUGUCUCAGAGUCAUACGAUAUUACCUGCUAGGAGAACAAUUUGGGUGGAAGAAGGAGCAAGAGAGAGGUAGGAGAAGAGAUGGGGGCAUAGUGAGGGCUAUAAGCAAGGUACAAUGACAUUUCUAUAUGAAACUUUAUACUGUAAGCUUUAUUUUCUACGCCAACUAAAUAACUAGUUUAAAAGCACAUUUAUUAUAUAGCUUAUGCUCAAUAAGGUUUACUUCCGGGGCCCCCCUUUUCUUUCCCUUGUAAAUGUAAUGUCUGACUGCUCUGUGAACUCUAACAAUAUAAAUAAAUCAUGGGCUUCCUUGCUUGUGUGUAAAA
This is a messenger RNA of Mus musculus (house mouse), 2534 nucleotides long. RefSeq names its product transmembrane epididymal protein 1B (gene Teddm1b). NCBI's taxonomy places the organism in Eukaryota, Metazoa, Chordata, Mammalia, Rodentia, Muridae. Bases 105 to 1025 code for a protein of 306 amino acids. Gene Ontology annotation, cellular component: membrane. The transcript has a single exon. The record is from RefSeq and is marked validated.